CAAACACGUUGGAAACUUCAGGGGAGCGGGCCGCGUCCGCUUGCGCCCUGACACCCCAUCGGGGCCCCCGCCCAUUUCAGCACCCUCGCAGGCUGCCGGGGUGCGCUCUGGAAGGAAGAUCUGAGAAGAAUGUCUGCUAUUUUGAUGGUAUCACAUGGAAUCUGUGAAUUACUUUCAGUAUGAUGAACAUUUUGAUGAUAUUGAUUCUUCCAAUCCAUGAACAUAUAUUUCAUGAUGUUGAGACAGACAGAGUUAUUAUUGAUUUUCUCAACUGUCCAAUUGUAUAUGAUGAUGUGAAAGUGAGAUUUCUCUCUCAGCAUAGAUAUGUAGGCUACUUUGAAAAGGUGAAGCGUCUCCACCACUGGACUCUCCCACCAAGAAAGAUCCUCUGGCCAAAAGAAAUUAUCAUUCAUUCAAUUCAUAGUGUUGGGAAAGGCGAUGGAAGUGACAUAAAAAUUCAAAUCGCUACAAAGCAACAGACAGUCUUUUCAUGUUCAUCUUCUAAAAACUGCAAGAGCAACUGAGAGUGAGUGAGUAUGCAAAAGAAAAAAGGAGAGAGAGCAUAUCUUCCAUCCACUGGUUCACUGCUCAAAUGGCCACAGGACCAAGGCCAGGAGCCCAGUACUCCUUCCAGAUCUCCUACAUGGAUGGCAGGGGUCCAGGCACUUCAGCCAUCUUCAUUCCCUUCUCAGGCACAUUAAGAGGAAGGUGGAUCAGAAGCGGAGCAGCUGGGACUUAAUCUGCACUCCAACAGGGGACACCAGUUACAAGCAAUGGCUUCACCGGCCUCACCACAAUGCUGACUAUUUCUUUCCUUUUUAAGUAAUAUACUUCAUGAGAAGUUUCCACCUUAUGAUGAGAUAAAUGUUGGACAGAGGGCAAAGGAACAUUAGGUUAUAAUUCUGGAUAACUUUGAGAUACCAAAUUCUUAUAUCAAAUGAUUGAUUUUAUUGUCUCAUCAAUAUGUAUUUACUUACAUGUUUUUGGGAAAGUAUUUAACACUGCUUUGUUUCACAUUUGUAACUUCAGAUUUUCAAAAAGCUAAUUUCUAUUUUCUUCCUCUACUUGAUCUGCAAACUCUCUGUUACCAAACAUCAGCUCAGCAGCAAAGACUAAAAUUUAAACCCAGGGGAGAGAAAUGUUUCACACACCAGUCCCCAGCACUGACACACUGUUCUCCUGUUCCAAGCACUGCACAGGUAGCUUAUGUGACAAACUUCAGUUACACACACACACACACACACACACACACACACACAGCAGGAGAGUAAUAGAAUCUUGGUAAACACAGAGAAUAAAGAAUUAUCAGUAACUUCUUUUUGCACACAAAAGACAAAAGAAAUACUGAAUAAUCGGAAUUGUUUUAAAAUCCAUCAGCCCUGCGCAGACCAGCUUCAUCCAUGCCUGGGGAACUCCAUAAAGAAGACAGCCCUGUGGCCACAGGGAAUCACAUUUUCUUCACUGCUGUUACUUAAAGUACUUUUAUUAAAAUUCAUUUUUAUUAAAAGUUUUUGAGAUGACAUUUUAAAUUUAUAUUACAAAGGUUUAAUGUUCUACUGAAUAAAAAGUUCAAAAAAUAAAAAAAUAGACAGACCAUAGUCCAGCAGAAAAAUAGGCGAGAUCUAUAAUCAAUAACCAAGUGAAAAGAUGUCCAACUUCACUCAUAUAAAGCAAAUUUUAAAAGUCACAGAAGCAUUCAUACUAUCGGAGCAUUUAAUUCUUAUCGAUCUGUUUAAUACAAACUUUGACAAAACACUGUAUUUGCAACUGGACUAAUACACACAGGUAUAUUUUUCUUUUAAUCCUUUCCAUUUCCCUUUACUUUCCUUCCUCCUCCAUCCUUUUUUUUUUUUUUUUUUUAACUUUAGCUCCCACGUAUAAGGGCAAACAUGUGGUAUUUAUCUUUCUAUGUCCAGCUGAUUUUGAUCAACAUGUCUUUCAGUUCAAACCAUUUUGCUGCAAAUGAUAGAAUUUCAUUCUUUUUUUAAUAGGGGAAUAGUAUUCCAUUGUGGGUAUAUGCAUGUGUGUUUAUCACAUUUUCUAUAUCCAGUCACCUAAUAAUGGACACCCUGGUUGACUGCAUAUUUUGGCUACUGUGAACAGGGCUGCCAUAAAUAUGGUGGAACAUGUAUCUCUGAUAAAAUGAUUUAAUGUUUUUGAGGUAUAUAUCCAGGAGUUGGGAUUGCUGGUUCCUACGGCAAGUCUAUUUCUAGUUUCUAUGGAAAUUUCCAUACAUUUUUCACGGUGGCUGCACUAAUCACAUUCUCACCAACAGCAUAAAAUAGUUCCCUUCUGUCAACAUCACCAACAUUGUUGUUUUCUUUCUUUUGGAUAACAGCCAUUAUGAAAGAGGUGAGGUGAUGUCUCAUUGUGGUGCUGAUUUGCAUUUCCCUAAUGGCUAGUAAUGUUGAGCAUUUUUUCACUUAUUUGUUGGCCAUUUGUACUUUUUUGAAAACUGUUUAUUCAAAUCCUCUGCCCAUUUCUUCAAUGAAUUGGUUGUUUUCUUAUUGUUGAGUUUUUAGAGUUGCUGGUCUAUUUUAGAUACUAGCCCUUGCUGGAUAAGUAGCUUAGAAAUAUUUUCUCCCAGUCUUUUGGAUGUCUCUUCACUCUGUUGUUUCCUUUGAGGACAGAAGCUUCUGAGUUUGAUACAAGCCCAUUUUGUUUACUUUUGCUUUUGUUGCCUGCAUUUUAGGUCUUACUCAAGGAGUUGUCACCUACUCCAUUGCCUCAAAGUGUUUUCCUUGUUUUCUUGUAACAAUUUCAUAGUCUUAGGUCUUAAAUUUAGCUUUUCAAUCCAAUUGAGUUUUGUAUCUGGCAACAGACAGGAACCUAACUUCAUUCUAUAUCCAAUUUUGCCAUUGCCAUUUAUUGAAAAGACUAUCCUUUCUCUAAUGUUAUUUUCUGGUCUGGGCACUUUUGUCAAAAAUCAGCUGACUGUAUUCAUGGGGAUUAAAUUCUGGUCUCUCUAUUAUGUUUCAGUGAUCUAUGUGCCUGUUUUUAUGCCAGUAGCAUGCUGCUUUUAUUACUAUAGCUUUGUAGUAUGCUUUGAAGUCAGACACUGUGAUGUCUGCAACUUAAUUUUUUCCCCACAAUUUCUUUGUCUAUUUUGGGACUUUUGUAAAAUUCCAAGUGAAUUUUUAAGAUUUUUUCUUUAAAGAAUGUCAUUGGUAUUUUGAUAGGAAUUGUGUUCAAUCUGUAGAUUGCUUUGAGUAGUAAAGAUACCUUAAUAAUAUUCUUUCUAUCCAUGAGCAAGGAACUUGUGUGUCUGUGUAUGUGUAUUUGUCUGUGUGUGUGUGUAUUCAUGAUUUCUUUUAUUUUAUAAUGUUCAUGGUAGAGAUUUUUCACUUAAUUGUAAAAUUAUACCUAAAUAUUUGAUUUUUUGAUGGCUAUUGUGAAUGGGACCUUUUUCUUGAUUCCUCUUGCCCAGUUCAUUACUGAUGUGCAAAAAUUUACUUUUUUGUGUAUUGGCUUUCUAACCUUAGACUGUAUUCAUUUAUCAGGUCAAAUGCUUUUUGCUAGAGUGUUUAAGCUUUUCCAUGUACAACAACAUGUCAUCCACGUCAACAGGGAUGUUUUGACUUCCUCCUUUGCAAUUUCAAAGUUCAAUUUCUCUUCCCAAAUUGUGUCUCAAACUUCCAUUAACAAUAAAUAAGAGUGAUGAAAGUGG
Molecule: messenger RNA, 3667 nt
Organism: Oryctolagus cuniculus (rabbit)
Lineage: Eukaryota; Metazoa; Chordata; Mammalia; Lagomorpha; Leporidae
Source: RefSeq, a predicted model, not a curated record